UAAAAAUGCUUGGAACUAAAAAUAUGAUACUUUUUUGUGAGAUUUUGCUCUCAUUUUACCUGAACUUUAAUUUUGUUUCCUGCGCUUUGAUUCAAUAUAAUGAGCUCAUUUUAGAAGAUGCUAACCUGCUUGUGCCAGAUCUGAUUAGAAAGUAUGACUAUCCUGUGGAAGUUCACAAGAUCCACACAAAGGAUGGAUUCAUACUCACAUCCCAUCGCAUUCCCAAAUCUGGCGGACAGCCCGUGCUGAUUGUCCACGGUCUUUUGGAUAGUUCCGCUGGGUUUGUUAUCCUGGGACCCAAUAAAUCCUUGGCCUUCUUACUUAGUGACCUGGGCUACGAUAUUUGGUUGUUAAACACCCGUGGUAAUCAGUAUUCUCGCAAACACAAGAGAUUCCACCGCUAUCAACCUGAAUUUUGGAAUUUUUCCUUUCACGAGCUUGGAAUAUACGAUCUGCCAGCAGCAAUAGACUAUAUCCUUUCAAGAAGUAAAGGCUUUGAGCAAUUGCACUACAUAGGGCACUCCCAGGGCACUACAUCCUUUUUUGUGAUGGGGAGUGAACGGCCCAUUUAUAUGAAAAAAAUUAAACUAAUGCAGGCUCUGGCUCCGGUGACUACUUGGUACAAUAAUGGUAAUCCUAUUGCAAGGACUUUUGCUAAAUAUAUUCGACCGUUAUCUAGUCUGGCUAAGUCCUUUGGCAUUUACGAACUGCCACCAGAGAAUGAAGUCUGGCGAAGACUGUAUUACAACCUUUGUAGCUUUGCUUUUCCCAAUACUUGCACAUAUAUUUUGUUUGAGCUUUUCGGCGUCAAUUACCAGCAGUUUAAUUCCAGUCUCAUUCCUCUAUUCCUAGGACAUGCAGCUGCAGGAUCUUCGGUGAAGUCCUUGCUGCAUUACCUCCAGUUAGUUUACAAUGAAGGAUUUUUAAAGUACGAUUACUACGAAGAGAAUCCACGAAUUUAUGGAAGAGAUUCUCCGCCACAGUAUGACCUGGCUAAUGUGGACUGCAAAAUAGCUCUUCAUUACGGCAAAAACGAUAAAUUAACGGCAGCAAUAGAUGUUCAAAAUCUGCGUAAAACUCUUCCAAAUGUAAUUCUCGACAAUUUGAUAUCAAACGAGCGCUUUAAUCAUAUUGAUUUUAUUUGGGGAAACGACGUGAAGACAAUGCUCUACGAUGAUGUGAUGGAAAUUAUGAAAAAAGUUGAAAACGGAGAGGUAUAGGGUAGCUAUAGAGAUUACAUUGAAAGGAAAGAGAUUUGGAAAUAUUAGCAUACUAUUUUAUAUGUAGCCACUUAACAUUACUGCUAUAUUUCCGUCCACAUUAAAUCUACACAGCUUGUGUCUCUAUAAGAAUAUUAACAAAUUAUCAACAAUAAGCCCUAGUGGCCAAAGUAGUUACAUUAAUUGGAACACUUGGAAGCCAUCAUAAUCUCCUUAUAAGCCUCUCUGAUUACUCAGUUGAUUGCAAUGUUAAAAUGGCACUAUAUUUGUAUAAACUUGGGAGCAAAUGCUUUCUUAAAGCACUAAAAAUACACAACUAUAUUUGCUUACUAACUCUCUCAAUAGUAAACACAUUUUAAAUUACCAUGCAAUGCAUUUAAACAUGAAAUCAGAUUAAAUAUUUAAAUCAGACAAGAGGCUUGUGGCGUGCCAAAAAAUAGAGGAAUCUUUCUGCAUAUGGUGAUAAUAUAUUUCCAUACAGCUGGCGGAAAUUUAUUGCAAGUACAUUUUAUUUAAAACUCCAUUGCAUCUGACACUUCGAAGUAGAGGAGAGGACCCCUCCAGCUCGGUGCGAUUGCCAAAAAACUGAAAUUGCAACUGACAUUGGCACAUGUGUGUGUGCUUGUCCAUUUUUUUGGGUGCACUGCCUGGGCACAACCACAAGAAAAUAAAAGUGUCACUCUAUAGAUGCAAACUUAAUUGUUUGCAGUCUGAGUCCGAAACCAGUGCCACAAACAAAGGCAUUCGAUAUCGUGUCGCACAGGCCCAGACUGCCACAAGUUUCUAUUUCUCAAAUAAAAGCCGAACAAA
Molecule: messenger RNA, 2030 nt
Organism: Drosophila ananassae
Lineage: Eukaryota; Metazoa; Arthropoda; Insecta; Diptera; Drosophilidae
Product: lipase 1
Exons: 3
Coding region: 6-1220 (404 amino acids)
Biological process (GO): lipid metabolic process
Molecular function (GO): hydrolase activity, acting on ester bonds
Source: RefSeq, a predicted model, not a curated record